AUGGUUGUUCUGAAUUUAUACUUGAUCAGACAUGGAGAGACAUCGUAUAAUAAAGCUGGCAUUUUGCAAGGGCAGCUCGAUAUUCCUUUGAGCGAAAUCGGCAGAGAUCAAGAAAAUGCUUCCACUCAUGAACGCCAACGCUUGGCCGAGGCGAAAGUUCUUCCCAAGGCUGAUCUUGUUUACUCCUCUCCCCUUUCUCGCGCUCUGGAAACAGCUAAAAUCGCUACGAAUGACAUCGGGGAAGAACGCAUAAUCUGCGACGACUUGCUCAAAGAAAAGGGAAUGGGCAAACUCGAGGGCAAGUUGAGAAGCGAAGUCGACUGGAACAGCCCGGAAAUGGAAGCAGAUGCCGACGUCAAAUACAGGGCUGUGAAUUUUCUCCGGUCGCUCAUCGAAGAGGCCAAAGUUGACAAGACAAUACUGAUUUUCGCGCAUGGUUUCUUGUUGAAAAUGCUCUUCAGACAUUUCCUUGGACUCAAGAAUUUCGACUUUGGCGAGUACAAGGCAGAAGCUAAGGAGACAAUGAAGAAUACGGCAUUCCAUCAUAUUGUUAUCAAGAAGACCUCUGGUUGGAUCGAAUCGAAGAGAUACGGGAGAAUGAGCGCUUGGGAAGGGAAAGCAAUUGCAAUUAAUAAUGCCAAGCAUUUAGAAGAAGAACAAUAA
Molecule: messenger RNA, 663 nt
Organism: Oikopleura dioica
Lineage: Eukaryota; Metazoa; Chordata; Appendicularia; Copelata; Oikopleuridae
Source: the annotation of a GenBank genome assembly